ACGAAUGCCUCAAAAAGCUCAAAAAAGAAAAAGGAAAAUCGCACUGAAGCACUUUAGCUAAGCUAGCUAGCACGCUAGCUUAAAUUCAUAUGUGAUUCUUGAGUACAAUGCUAUGAUUAUAGCGAAGGGAAUUCACUCCACUGAAUGCUGUUACGUUCGCUGGCUCGCUGCUGUGUUGGGUUUGUGAUAACGCUGACAGUACAACAGAACAGAGUAUCAGGACAGGAGCAGUAGUUCAUGGAAGAUAAGAAAAGGAAAAAAGACGAUAAAAGGAAAAGGGAAGCCUCUCAGAAGGUUGCAGAACAAAAAAACAAAGUGCCAGACUUGAACAAGCCGGCAUCUGCCCAGUCUCCUGCCACUCAGAGCAGCUCUGCCUCCCCCAGCCCUGGACCCACCCCCUCUGCCUCUCCAUCCCCAGCCACCUCAGGCUCUGGCAGUGCUGCCACCCCGUUACAGGGCGGCAACAAUGCCAAACGCCUGGCGGUGGCCAACGGACAGCCCACCUCCACCACCAGUUCUUCCUCCACCGCUGGCGGCCCCAGUACUACUGGAAACGGCAGUACAAGUAGCGGAGGCGGAGCCCAGGCGCCGCAGCAGCAACCACGCUACAUGCCGAGAGAAGUGCCACCACGAUUCCGCUGCCAGCAGGACCAUAAAGUGCUACUGAAGAGGGGUCAGCCGCCACUGUCCUCAAUGCUGCUGGGAGGGGGAGGAGGGGAUGGCCCAAAUGCAAACAUGGCUGCUGUCUCAGAUUCUGGUGCGGCUGCCUCCUCAUUGGCCCUCACCUCAUCAUCAGCUGCUGCUUCUACUACUACUUCUAAUUAUGCAAAUUCCAUGUGGGGGGCGAGCUCAGGCAGCCAGACCUCCUCUCAGGGCAGGGAGAAGGUGAUCGUAGAUGGCAACGACCUGGAAGAGUGGCCUAGCAUCGCUGGGAGUGAUGGAGGAGCAGCUUCAUUUGCCAGGGCUGGAGGGGGCAGCAGCAACAAUGGAAUGCCUGUGAACAGCAUCAGUGCCUCUGGCAACCAUUCCUCACCCACUUCCUCGUUCUCUUUGCCCAAUGAAUGUAUGCCGUCGUCUAACAGUGUGGCAUGGGGGACAGCUGCCUCCCAGGGUCAUCUUGGAGGAGGGAAUGCAGUAGCUGCAGCUGGGCCCUUGCUACAACAGCCCUCCUCAAUAUCCAAAGCCUCCACUGUGCCAGGGAGCCAUGAUGCCAGUGGCCCCAUCGAUGGAAGCAGUGGGAUUCCAGGUGCCAACUUCAAUCCAAAUGCCAACCCUUCGGCCUGGCCUGCCCUUGUGCAGCAAGAUGGGCCUGCUGCUGCAGGGGAAGGAGGUCUGUCUUCCUUCCAUCACCAGGGCCCUGGAGGGUCUUUGUCUGCCAACAACUCUUCUUCCCUGGGCCUGGGAAGUGGGGCAGUUGGGGUGCUGGGGGGUCACCCACCUUUAUCUGUGAAUCAAUCAAGCACCCAUCAGCAGCAACUUCAAAAAAUGCAAUCCAGAGACAGAGAGAUGGGAGGAGGGAAGUGGAACAGUGAAUCAGCGGGACCAAAAAUUGCAGGUGGGGAAGGUAUUGGUGGAGGAAUGGACCGUGGUGUGGGAGGAGGUGGGAUAACUGUGGGAGACCACAACCUUGCCUCCUCAUGGAGAGGCCAGCCUUCUUACCCUGCAGCUAACUCCAAAACGGGUGCCUCAAGGACUGAUGGAUGGGAGGGUGUAGGAGGUGGCACAGGGGGAUUUGGAACUGUUGAAGGGGACAAUGGGACCUCGAGUUGGGGUUGUCCCAGUUCUACUAGUGGGGCAAGUGCUUGGGGCAAUGCUGGAACUGGGGGAAACAGUAGUCAGACCUCUGGGGUAUCUCAGGGAGGGUGGGGGUCAUCAGGAGCCAGUGGGGAGAGACCAGUUUCUGGUGGUGAAUGGGGUGGGAGUUCUUCUGGAAUUGGUGGAGCUAACCCAGGAGGAGAGAGAAUGGGUGGAGCCUGCAGCAGCAACAGCAGCAGUAGUGGGGGCAGCACCGCUGAUAACCCCCCUGUCACCUCUUCAUCUUCCUCAACAGCCACCACUAUGACCAGAGCCUGGGACAAUCAGAAAGGAGAAGGUGAAACUGGGGAAUGGGGUGGGGGAGUAGAGGGACAGGGAGCACAGGGAGGAUCUUCAUCCAGCGGUGGAAACUCCCGAAAUGGGAGUGGACCUAACAGCAGUCACAGUCGUCCUCGCCACCCGGCACCUAAUCCUGAAACUGCCUUACAGAACCUGCUAAGCCGGACUGAUCUGGAUCCACGAGUCCUAUCCAACACAGGCUGGGGCCAAACACAAAUUCGACAAAACACAGCCUGGGAAUUUGAAGAACGUGGAGGACAGAAUAAAGGUGUAUUUUCAACAGCUACAUCAAAACACCCAUCUUCCCUUGGUGGCGGUUCACAGCUUUCUGGGGGACCCAGGACCCUAAUCACUGAAUCAGCGGGUCCAGGGGUCAGUCCCUCCCUAGUUCCAUCUGCUGGGUCCGGAGAGGGUUGGGAGAGCAGCAGCAACAGUAGCAGUAGCGGGGCCUCGUUGUCUGGGAGAGCCCCACCACCUUCAGGCCCCAACAUGAGGAAUCUUGGCGUCUCACAAUCUGGGCCAGUAACUACAACAGGAUUAGGUAUGGGGUCAGGGGGAAUACCAGGGCAUAACGAGCAAGGGAAAGCUAUAGGCUGGGGUGAAGGAGUUGGGUCUGGGGAUGGCCAGGAAACCAAGGGUUGGGGGAAGGAGGAAUGGCGAGACAGUAGUAGGGGAGGAAAUGGACGUGGAUGGGCCAAUCUUGGGCAACAGGGUGACCCAGUGAGUGGAGGAUGGGGAGGAAAUCAGGAGGAGAAAGGGGCAGGGGGUUGGAAAGACAUGGGUGGGAAUGGAGGAGGAAGUGGGUGGGGAAUGGGACAGAAGGGUGGGGCAGGUAGGGAUUGGGGAGAGCAAGAGUCCAAAUCAAACCGUGGAGGGGGAGGAUGGGAAGAUGAGAGGCCAAAUGCAGGCGGAAACUCAGGUGGGGAUAAAGGCGCGGGUUGGGGAGGCUGGGAUGAUAAUGCUCCACGGAGAACGUGGGGAGCAGGGGGCACAGGAGGAGGAGGAGGGAGUGGAGGAGGGGGAAUGGGUGUUGUUGGGGGUAUGGGGUCCAAACCCAAUCAAAAUUGGAGUGGAGGAAACAAAAUGCACCAGAUGCCAAACAGCCAGCUGGGCCCCAUGACAGGCCCACAGGCACAACUGCAACAGCAACAAUCACAGCCCCGCAAUCAGCUGCAACAAGCGUUGGACCAAGGGGCUAUGCAAGGGGGCGGGGGGAGGAAACCCAUCUCUCAAGCCCAGAAUCAGAACCAAAGCUCAGGCUGGUCCUCGGGGCCCAUCCCUGGUGGGCCUGCAGGAGGUGGAAGUGGAUCUGAACCAAGUGGUUGGGAGGAACCCUCGCCGCAGUCGAUAAGCAGAAAGAAUGAAAUCGAUGAUGGAACAUCAGCAUGGGGAGACCCAACCCAUUACAAUUACAAACCAGUCAACUUGUGGGAUAAGAACAGUGCCCCUGCUGGUCAGCAGUCACACAUUCAAGGCCAGGCUCAGCAGCCUCAGCAGCCGCAGCAGCUGCAGCAGCCGCAGCAGCUUCAGCAGCAGCCGCAGCAGCUUCAGCAGCCUCAGCAGCCUCAGCAACCUCCGCAGCUUCAGCAGCCUCAGCAGCUUCAGCAGCCUCAACAGCAGGGGCCUCCAAUACAGCAGCAGCAAUCUAGUAGGCAGCCUGCAGGGCUUGGAAGUAACAGAGACUUCAAUGCUGGCAAUGGACCAGGGAAAGCUUCAGCUAUGGAUUCGUCAGGUUGGGGGGGUGCUUCACCAGCUAGUCCUACAGUCGACAAUGGCACAGCAGCUUGGGGAAAGCCCACUGAUGCUCCUACAGGCUGGGGAGAGCCUGACAAUGCUGGAGGCAAGACAACUGUCUGGGGAAACCCUUCUCCCAACCCCAUUAAAUCCAGUUCAAAGACUAUGCAAGACGGCUGGGGUGAUAAAGAGGCCUCUGUUGCGGCCUCGCGUCACUCAAGCUGGGAGGAUGAGGAGGAAGGAGGCGGUGGCGGCGGCGGUGGUGGUGGCGGUGGCGGCGGCGGCAGCAGCAUGUGGAACAACACUGGCUCCCAGGGAAGUGGCUCAUCCUGGGGACAGGGGAGCAAUGGAGGCUGGGGACAGAACCACGCUGGGAAGAAGCCCAACAACAAGGGCCCAUUGAAAGCUGGUGGAGAUUCAUGGAUGAGUCCCAUUAACAGACAAUUCUCUAACAUGGGCUUGCUGAAUGAUGAUCCCAGUGGCCAAAACAUGGACCUGGCUCCAGGUUCUCUCCAGGAGAAGAAGAUGGAGGCAGAGAAAAGAGGCAUGGGAAUGAAUGAUUACAACGGAGACAUGCGGAAGGGAGGAAGAGGAGGUGGGAUGGCAUAUCGUCCACCUGGUUCAAAAGAGACGGCACUUGGAGACACUGGGUCCUACUAUGACAAGACCUUGCCUUUGACCAAUCAGGAUGGGUGCCUUGGGGAGGAGGGUCCUUGCUCUCUGUACUCACCACCCACUGUCUACAAGCCCCAUUCCCUCUUCAACCACACUAUCCCUUUUAGACAAGGUGGUCACAGUAUCUUUGGCGGUGGUGGAGGGAUGGCUCAGUCAAGACACCAGUCAAGUGUCCCACCCAUAAAUCAGUCCCCAGGGAUACGAGCGCAAGUGCCUCAUCAGUUCCUGUCGCCUCAGGUGCCAGGCUCCGUGCUGAAGCAGAUGCCCCCUCCCAGCGGGAGCGUGGGGGGUGUUGGUGGCAUGGGAGGAGUGGCAGGCGUCGGGGGAGGUGUGUUCCCUCCACAGCUGUCCCCACAGCACAUCGCCAUGCUCAGCAGCAUCUACCCACCUCAUAUUCAGUUUCAACUGGCUUGUCAGCUCCUCCUCCAGCAGCAGCAGCCACAACAACAACAGCAGCAGCAGCAGCAGCAGCAACAACAACAACAGCAGCAGCAGCAGCAGCAGCAGCAACAGCAGCAACUGCUGCAAAACCAGAGGAAAUUCCCACCAAAUGUGCGGCAGCAGGCUGACCCUCAACAGUUGGCCAGGAUCAUGGCAGUGCUCCAGCAGCAGAGGCAGCAGCAGCAGGUCGGAGGGUUAGGCGGCAGCUCCAAACUCUCCCCCUCCCACCACGGUGGAGGUGGUAUAGUGGGUCCCAAACUGCCUGUGGUUGAUCCCCUGCCCCACCCAGGACUGUCAGGAUCUGUGGCCGACCUGCAUCAGAAAAGCCUUGGCCCAUAUUCUGGUUUUGGUUCUGGGGUGAACCUUCCUGGUCUUGACCUGGGUGGGUCUGUUGUCGGGGGACCCAGCGGCAUGAAGGAACUUGGGGGGCAGCAGUCUCGCUUCAAAUGGAUGAUGGAGGGACAAUCCUCUCCAGACACAGCUUCACCUGAGAAUGCAUUCCAUAAAAAUGGUCCGGUCACCCCCAUAAAGAUGUCAGGGGGUUUGCCCUACUCUCAUUAUGACAUGAUGGUAGGAGACGGGAUGAGUGACAACUGGCAUCGCACCCCUGGCAAGAUGGUUACCAAGCCUGCCACCACAACCACCUGGCCACCCGAGUUUCAGCCUGGUGUACCCUGGAAAGGAAUUGACCGCGUCGACCCCGAAUCUGACCCCUACAUGACCCCAGGAAGCAUGAUGGGAAAUGCAGUGUCCCCCAGCCUCAAUGAUACCGAGCACCAGUUGUUACAAGACAAUACAGAUUCCACCCCUCCCCUCAACACCUUGCUGCCUUCACCUGGUGCCUGGCCCUACAGUGCCUCAGACAGUCCCCUCAACAACGCACACAACUCAGUAAAGUACACAGACUACAAGACCAGCUGGCCCCCAGAACCCAUCGGACACAAGUCCUGGAAAGCCAGCCAUGGCAGCAACCAGAACCAGCUGUCCCGCCUUCCUCCAGGACUCGCCAGUCAAAAGCAGCCAUCGUCUUCCCCUUGGUCAGGAGGAGCCCCACGAUUGGCUGGCAGGGGCUGGGGUGGAAGCUCGAGCAACACUGGCUCGACCUGGAGUGACGGAAGCUCACGGGAAAGCUGUUGGUUGGUUCUCAGCAACCUCACACCACAGAUUGAUGGCUCUACGCUGAGGACCAUCUGCAUGCAGCACGGCCCCCUGCUGACCUUUCACCUUGGCCUGACCCAGGGCACAGCUCUAAUACGCUAUGGCUCCAAACAGGAGGCAGCCAAGGCCCAGAGCGCACUCCACAUGUGUGUUCUGGGAAACACCACCAUCUUGGCGGAGUUUGUGAGUGAGGAGGAUGUGGCUCGCUACAUUGCACAUUCCCAGGCUGGAGGAACAGGUAGUGGAGGAACCACGGCCAGCUCCGCAGGCUCCGGGCCUUCAGCAACCUCUGCAGUCGGGGCCAACAAUAAUGGAGGAAGCUGCGAGAGAGGUGGAGUAGUGGGCAGCAGUGGAGGAGGAGGAGAAGGAGGCUCCACAGUUGGAGGAGCAGGAAAUGUAGGAUCCGGACCUACCAGCUCCGGGUGGCAGAGUCUGGACAGCACAGGCAGCUCAUCGGACCAGUCCGUCACCCAGGGGCCCGGGCUGGGCAUCUUCACCCAGUGGAGCAGCAAUGGGAACGGGGUGGGUGGAGCAGGAGGGGUAGAUGCUGGAAGGCAGGGUCUGUGGGGGGGAAUGGGUGGCAUGGGCGGCAUGGGCGGCGCAGGUUAUCCAAGCAGUAGCCUCUGGGGUUCCCCAGCCCUGGACGAUCGUCACCAGAUGGGCAGCCCCGCCUCACUGCUUCCAGGGGACCUGCUGGGCGGGGGGGGCGACUCCAUCUAAGCAUUCAACUAACACACACUCAAACACACACACUCUCUUAACAAGUCAUUUUACAAACGUCACUCUCUGUACUUAUUUACUCAGCAGAGAUGACGUGAAUUAAAGCUACACUGGUCACCUUACAUGCAGAAAGUCAACAUUUGUAAAACACACAGGCUGCAUUCAGUACAUCCACUUCACACACACACACACACACACACACACACACACACACACACACACACAUUCACACAUUCACUUAACUUUAAAUGAAGACAAUAGUAAAACUUGAACCGGGGGAAAAAGGUGAACUCCAUUCAAACUCUUUAGGACUCAACUGGACAGCUCUUUGUCUUUGUACUCCAAAUCCUACCAUCUGCAUUCAGAGACCCAGUCACUCAGGCAUGCACUGUAGACAGGCUCAGCCAGAGUCAUACAUGUCAACAAGUUUAGCUAUUGCUGUUUUUAGUGUGCCACACUUAUUUUUUUCUUUCUUUUUUUUUUGGUUUUCUUUUGUAUCACUAUUUAAUGGUUGAUUCUCAAAAAACAAAACGAAAAAAAAAGAUAUUCAGACUUGCAAACUGAGCCCUCGUAGACCUAGCAGGCGCGUACUUCUGAGUUCUCACGUUUGGAAGCUGGAGAGAGUGGGGACGAAGGGAUCUGGAGUCGGUAUGAAAAUAUGGGACAGCGCCACACUACUGAGUCAAACGGACGAUCAGCAGCCCCCUUUGAGACGAGGAAGAAAGGAGAGUGUUUUUCGUAGGUACUGACACCUUCUACCUUGGUGGAAAUAUGCCAUCAACAAUGGGACCCAGGGUUGUUAAAAAAUCAAAAAAAAAAAAUCUACAAAACAACAUUAGCCAAACUUGCACUAUAUGCCUUUGGGUUUGUUGUUGACACAUCAUCCACAAAAAAACUCCCCCCCCCCCCCCCCCCCUCCCCUCUCCCAUUUUUGAAACAGAGCUACAACAACUACACAGACCUUAACAGGACAAUUAAAUGUUACAGCAGCAGUGGCCUUGGCUCACGCGCAGCGGCCGCGCGCCACGUCAGCAGCAUCACGCCGUCUCAUCCGUUCCACGCUGCUCUUAUAUUUGACAAACAAAAUUGUAUCUCCUCGUUGAUGUACGUCGGUUGUUUAUCAUUAUCAUUAUUAUUAUUAUUAUUAUAUAUGUUUUUUGUUUUAAAAAAAGAAAAGAGAAUUGUGUGAACUUUGUGGAAAUCUAGAUGUCCUCUUUUUUUUCCCCCUUUUCUUUUUGCCCUUCAAACACUGACCUCGCUAUUAUAUUUUUCUUACUCGAGAAUUCAAGUUGGUUAUUCUAUAUUGUCAUGAUGAAAUGAUGACUAUGAUCACUUAUUUACUCGCUGUACAAGGUGCCCUCCUGCCUGCCUGUGUGUGCAUGAAAGGAGCGUCGACAGUAUGGGCCGAGUGGAGGAAGAUGUGAUGAAGACGAUGUCUGUCUGUGUUAUUGCUACAUUGAAUGUUUUUUUUUGUUGUUGUUUUCUCGUCCAUGAGAGAUUCAUGAGAUGUUUGUGCGUGUGUGUGUGGAUGUAAACAGGUUUGUGUGCUUGACUGACUGUUGUGAUGGCUAAAAAGUUCAAAAACAUUGGCACUAUUGCAUAUGUCUCUUACGUUGUGUUUUUUUUAGCUGCAUUUUGUUCCUGUUUGUAUUUUUCUUCUUUUUUUUUUCUGUCAAAUGCAAUAAGAGAAUGAUAUUUUGUUUUUAAAGACAAAGCAACCAACUGAAGGCAUUUCUAUUACAAUGCCAAAUCCUAUCAUACCAAGCUGAGCUGGAACAGUGUUUUACAAACACGUUAAAAGACAUUACAUAUGUUUAACGGUUUGUUUGUUUGUUUAUGUAUCAAUUUAAAUUAAGUCAGUCUUUAUUAUCACUCCUGUUCAGGAUGUUAUCAUUUAUUUCAGAUGUUACAAAAAAAAGGAGAGGAAAUUAAUUUAAAGCAGAAAAGAACAAGAUAAUAAAGAUUGAAUUGAAGGUUA
Messenger RNA from Solea solea (common sole), 8800 nucleotides. It is a transcript of the gene tnrc6ba, whose product is annotated as trinucleotide repeat containing adaptor 6Ba. Gene Ontology annotation, molecular function: nucleic acid binding. Gene Ontology annotation, biological process: miRNA-mediated post-transcriptional gene silencing; positive regulation of nuclear-transcribed mRNA poly(A) tail shortening. The record is from RefSeq and is a predicted model, not a curated record. Bases 238 to 6822 code for a protein of 2194 amino acids. The transcript has 23 exons. Gene Ontology annotation, cellular component: P-body; nucleoplasm. NCBI's taxonomy places the organism in Eukaryota, Metazoa, Chordata, Actinopteri, Pleuronectiformes, Soleidae.